Messenger RNA from Daldinia caldariorum, 762 nucleotides. RefSeq lists its product as uncharacterized. NCBI's taxonomy places the organism in Eukaryota, Fungi, Ascomycota, Sordariomycetes, Xylariales, Hypoxylaceae. The transcript is spliced from 3 exons. The coding region runs from base 1 to 762 and encodes 253 amino acids. The record is from RefSeq and is a predicted model, not a curated record.
AUGGCAUCAGCAUCCCCGUCCCUGGCCUUAGACCCGGACGAAAGAGAGGGUAUGCCUAUGACUCAAUUCACAAGUGUCCAAGACCUCUUCGAGGUAGUCAAGCAAGUCCAAGGCGACUUUCUUAUUGUUAAGAAUGUCUCUUCUACCGAUUUUGCGACCCUAUAUCUCCGAGAAAAGCGCCCCUUUUCCCUACCGACCUUCACGAAGCACUUCACCAUGGGCUCUGGCAGGGGUAUCGCGACAAACUUCACCACCUUUCGACCGCAAGGUUACCCUGGAAGCGAUGGUGGAGAAGGCGAUUCAAGUGGUGGCCCAAUAGCAGUACAUGGUCCUAAAGGCUCCUGGCCAACGUUGGUCAUUGAGUCUGGAGACUCUGAGACUCUAUCUGCCCUCCACGAUGAUAUGAGGUGGUGGUUUUCAGCGUCAGACCACGAAGUCAAGAUUGUGCUUAUUGCCAAAUUUGAUCACCAGAACCAAACGAUCAUUAUCGAGAGAUGGGAAGAAGAGUCACAGAAUCACCAAGGAGCCACAAAUACACGACAGGUAACCGGAGGCAAUACUCCCCGGCCAGUAUUACGGCAGAGUAUUAUAAUUACUGAGGAUACAACCACCAAUCCAGAGUCAUACCAUGUUACUAGCAGUGGACUGGUACUUUCGUUUCGACUUCUAUUCCUCCGAGAUCCAGGACCACAAGAGGGAGAUUUUAUUAUUAGUAUCCCAGAACUGGAGGUUUAUGCAAGUAUGGUCUUCCUAAACGUUUGA